CUCCUGCCAGGCAGUAAGAGCGGAUUGCCGAGUGUAUCAGGAAGUCUAGCGGCGGAGUUCUUGUCUCCUUCAGGAUGGCGGAGGGCCGGGAAGUGUUCUUGAGAGCUCGGGGCAGGACCUUCACUUCAUUCCGAGAAGGUGACGAGAAGGAGUGGAAAGGACCGUUCUAUUUUAUACAAGGAGCAGACCCGCAGUUUGGCCUCAUGAAAUCCUGGGCAAUUGGCGAAAGUGACUUUGGAGGAGAUGAGUGGGAGGAGGAGAUCAAAUUAACAGAAGAGGCGGUGGAAGCCAUCAAUAAGUUGUGUCCCAAGCCAAAGUUCCUUGUCCUUUGUGGAGAUCUCGUUCAUUCCAUGCCAGGAAUUGAAUGGAAAGACGCUCAAGAACAUGAUCUGAAAACGGUUCUCCUGAAGACCAACCCUGACAUCCCAAUGGUGUUUGUCAGUGGAAACCAUGACAUUGGCAAUGCUCCAACCCCGGAGACUAUACAAACCUUCUGCAACAACUGGGGCGAUGACUACUUCUCCUUCUGGGUUGGUGGAGUUUUCUUUCUUGUCUUAAAUACACAGUUGUUCUUUGAUGCAUCGAAAUGCCCAGAACAGAAGGAAAAUCAGGACAAGUGGCUUGCUGAGCAGCUGGCCAUAGUCAAACAGCGACAGUGCCAGAGAGUCAUCAUUUUCCAGCACAUUCCUCUAUUUCUCCAGAAUGCUGACGAAGAUAACAACUAUUUCAACCUGGAAAAAUCCCUUCGACGAGAGCUAUUAGAGAUGUUUCAGAACGCAGGAGUCAAAGCCAUAUUCUCAGGACACUACCAUAGGAAUUCUGGAGGAACAUACAAAGACAUAGACAUGGUAGUGACAUCGGCCAUCGGGUGCCAGCUUGGAGAAGACCAACAUGGCCUUCGUGUGGUGGUGGUCACUGAAGACAAGAUCGUACACCGAUACUAUAGCCUAGACAAACUGAAAACCCAAGGUCUUGAUGAUGAUCUCAUGGACUUGAUUAGAAAGAAAUAGUGUGUAACACAGAUAUUUUUCACUUUUUAACACAAUUUAUUACAAAACUCUAUUUUAGUGAUUCUUCAACUUAUUAUAUUGUUAUCUCAUGGCAGUGUAUUAUUUGAUUAAAGUGUCGCUGUCUUUUCAGUUUAUUCUUAAUAUUGUGCCUUGACAGUGAUUUUAAACAUUUUCAAAUAUACUUUACUAGGUGUUUAGUUUUACUAGAAAACAGUGUGUAAAGGGUCCCCUUAGAGAGGGGAACAAGACUACCAGCUACAGCAGGCGUAUAGGAACAUAGGGGCACAUUUAUAACCCCCUGUGCUGGCGGUGGAUCCUUGCUGUAUUACAUUUAGACCAUUUUCUAUGCCUAAAGCAGGCGUAGAAAAGGAUGAACUCAUUCCCACAAUGCGCCCCCUUUUUUACACCUGGCGUAAGCUUGGAAGAAGUUGCAGAUUCUUCCGCAACAUGGCAUGCAACGUAAUCUGCGCCAGAUAUACGCCACAAAAGUGGCAUAUAUCUGUUUGUAAAUUACCCCCAUAGUACAUUUAUGAUUAGUGCCAAGUGAAGGCAGCCCCGGUUUUCCCUCUCUCCUAUCAGUGCUUAUCAGAGAAGCACAGGGAAUAGAGAUAAAGGAACAGAGCUUUUAGCACUGGCAGCAAGUCAGAUAGGCAGGGACACAGGCAGACAUUGUUAGGACACAGAGCAAGCCAAGGGCUCAUGAGAUAAGAGGCAAGCUGAGAAGCCUGCCUUUGUAUUUUCUAUAUAGUCAUCUGACAGCCUGUUCUUAGCAACACUUAGACUUUUUACAUGCUGUUUUCUAGUAAAAGUAAACAACUUUCCCAAAUAAAGUAUAUUACAAAAUGCUUAGCAUCCUUCUCUGUACACAAUCUAAAAAAAAAACUAAAUCACUGUUACACUUUAAUGAUAACUAGAAAUUUUGAUAGAAAAAAAUAGAACUGGAUCUUGUUUUCACAUUCAUUAAAGGGGUUCUGCAGUUUGUUUAAAC
Bufo gargarizans (Asiatic toad) is the source of this 1998-nucleotide messenger RNA. It is a transcript of the gene CPPED1, whose product is annotated as calcineurin like phosphoesterase domain containing 1. The record is from RefSeq and is a predicted model, not a curated record. NCBI's taxonomy places the organism in Eukaryota, Metazoa, Chordata, Amphibia, Anura, Bufonidae. The transcript is spliced from 4 exons. The coding region runs from base 75 to 1010 and encodes 311 amino acids. Gene Ontology annotation, molecular function: hydrolase activity.